Phytomonas sp. EM1 is the source of this 1030-nucleotide messenger RNA. NCBI's taxonomy places the organism in Eukaryota, Euglenozoa, Kinetoplastea, Trypanosomatida, Trypanosomatidae. The record is from the annotation of a GenBank genome assembly.
GAAAAUUUUUUUUUUGAAUACAUAUCAAUGAGCGCAAAAAACGUUGACGCCUUCAAUGCUUCGCAUAAUCGACUGCGAGCGGCCGACUUUCAGGAUGCUGAGGAGCGUGAAAACGCUGAGUACGCCGAACGUCACAACCUACAGGCCCUUUUCAGCGAGUUCGGCGCACAGUUACGCGAGAAAGACCCCAAAACGGAGCACGAAGCCGAGCGCAUUCUUUUAGACAUGCUUUCUCACCGUAAAGCCGAGCGUGACCGUGCAGCGCUUCGUCUGCGCUUCAAGCAUUCAUUCGAGGUUAGUCUUGAAAACGGCCGUCGUGUGCUCAAGAUGACUGUAGAGCAAGAGAGUGCCGUCCUACAAGUAGCACAGAAGACUCGAAAUAUCAAUUUGGAUGGUAAGUAUCCGAUCACUAUAGAGCAGUCUGAAGAGCUGACUGAGCUGUUUUAUGAACUCGGCCGUUUCGUAUUGGAAACUCAGAAGGGUGAAGUAAGUGGAUUUAUUAGUAUUGAUGACCGCGAUGUUUAUUUGCUCUCUGGUGGAAAGGACUGUUUAAAUGCUGGCGACGAGUUAUUCAACGUAGCACUUCUUAUGAAUAUGAACGCUAAUAAUGCUGACAAAGUGCAACAAGAGGCUCAACAUGAUUAAAGCAGACGAAUGAUGAAAGAAUAGCAAGGGGGAAAAUGGUGUCACUACUUAUUUUAUUUAUAUGGGUAUAAACUAGAAUAUCAUGAUCAUUGUCUUUUCCUUCUUCCAAAUUUUGAAAAUUUGUAAGGAGUACGUUUUUCCUCUUUUUCGUUCUUGUAUUGAUCGUACUAUAUGUAAGAAAAUCAUUCUUUUGUAAUAUUGCGACGCAUAAAUGAUGCUAAAUCUUUGAGAAAAAGCGUGGGAAAAGGAGCUCUAAUACGGCGAGUCUGAGCAAAGCAGGAACAACAGAAUUCAUAUCUUUCAAUUAUAUUCUUUUGUUACCGAAGAUGUCAUACAUAUACCAAAAAUAAAUUAUCUGUGAAGUGUAGGAUCCGUUUUGAAAAAA